UAUACCCCUAUUGUUGAAUAUAAUAUUUAUCUUAAUGGAAAAAGAGGAUUUAAAGGCCACACUCGAAAUAGAGAUUCCUUACAGCUACAUAAAGGACUAUAACCAGGGUUGAUCUAGUGGGCCCCAAACUAGCUGAGUGAGAUACUCCACAACAUUGAGGACUGGCAGUAAUGAGACCCAGCUCAAGAAAUUAAAAAUUGAAUUUAUCAACCCAGAUGAUAACUUUCCUCUCAUAUGGGACAUUAAAGAACGAGUUUUCCUAAAUUUCAGCAUACCAGUUGACUCCCAGUUAAUAUAUAACGGCUCUGGGAUUCAAGUCACGGACACUACACCAUUCAAUAAGUGAAAAGAAAUGCUCCAACCGUUCAGGCUUAAGAUAGCAACAGCUACGGUUAAGUUAUUGGUGUCUGUCUUCUCAGUAAAAUUAGACGGCUUAGAGAACUCCAAGCACAAGACUCCUACCUGCUCUUCUCUGAGGAUCAGCACUUAUGGGUCAUCUUCCGUCUACAAUUUAUGCAAAAUAAUCGAGAAAAAGUUUGGGCUCAAGGAGAAAUAAUUUGGUGCUUUAUUUCCUAAACAAGCAGCUUUGUCGAUCCAAAUCCCUCGUAGAGCACGGAAUCUACGAAGAAAGGGAGGAAGCUUACCGGAUUAAGGCCAUUGAAAAGGCCAAAGGUAAGGGGACAAAGAAAAUUUCCCUCGCUCUUGACCCUAAUUUUUACAAAAUCAACUCUGUGAGGAAGAAUAGCUUCAAAAGUUCUGCUCCUUGGUACUGUGAGGCCCAGAAUGGCCUCAACUGGAUCGCAUACUGUAAAAAUCUGGACUGUUACCUCUACAAACAAAUGGUUGUUUGUUCAAGAGGGUAUGGCACCUUCAGCUUCUCAGAUGAGAUCAAUAUAGUGUGUUGCCCUUCUUGCAAAAAGGCUAAAUCUCUUCUAAUAAAGAACAUUGGGUUUGUGAAAUGAUAUUACUCGAUCAACGGGUUGCUCAACAGCUCAGAAUCGUCCGUCUGCAAGCUCUCUGAUCGAACCUACGACAAGAAAAUGCACCUGUUCAAAGAGAUGGACCACAAAAAUGUCUGGAUCAACCUCACAGUCUCUGUAAAGAUGUUCUGUGAUGAAGAUGAUGUCCAAAUCAAUGAUUCUCAAGAUUACGUGCCGAGCCAGGACUAUAGUGUCGGCCUCAAUUCUAUCCAAGAGUCUGAGAAGUUUAUGAAAAAGGCUAAAGCUAAAAAAAAAUCCUCUAAUUAUUUUAGCCAGAGGUUGUCAGCUAUUGCUUCACAGAAAAUGAGGGAGUCGGAGCGGCUCUCUUCCUCAAUCCUCAACAAUUCUGUGUAUAUUGACAAUGGCACUGAGUAUGGCCAUGAUGGAUACUCAUGAAUUCCAUGCUUGAAGCCAUCCAAAAAGCAAUAUAUGCCCAAAAGCGUUAAUAACCCUAAACCCUCGGACCGAUCCAAAAGGAGAUUUGAUGCUAAUAAGUCUGUUGACUGACGAAUCAGCGAAAUAGAUGCAGGGUCUAUUAAAAAGUCUCGAUACCGAAGUAAGUCAAGGAUAAAAGAUAAGAAGCCGAUAGACAUCAGCUCUAGCUUCCUUAGCAGUCUUUAUUGAUGAAAUAAGAUUUUUAAAUAAGUAUAU
This is a messenger RNA of Moneuplotes crassus, 1631 nucleotides long. The record is from the annotation of a GenBank genome assembly. Lineage: Eukaryota; Ciliophora; Spirotrichea; Euplotida; Euplotidae.